Messenger RNA from Pisolithus orientalis, 1134 nucleotides. RefSeq lists its product as uncharacterized. The transcript has 8 exons. The record is from RefSeq and is a predicted model, not a curated record. The coding region runs from base 1 to 1134 and encodes 377 amino acids. Lineage: Eukaryota; Fungi; Basidiomycota; Agaricomycetes; Boletales; Pisolithaceae.
AUGCACAAAGACUUUCCCCCUCCUGGCUCUCCCCAUAAUUCACCUGGGGAGAUGCAAGAAGACUUUCCCCCUCCCAACCCAUGGAGAAAUCCUCUUGUCGAUCUUGACUUGAAUGAACUUGCAGAUUUCGCCUCUACAAAUCCCAAGCAUUGGAUUUGGAAUGCUUCACUUGGUGAUGGGAUGGGGCUUGGAGGAGAGUCUGUUGACUGGCUCUGCAAUCCUCUGACAGAUGUCCUUGAACUCAUUGAUCCUUGUCAAAAACUUGCCAUCCAAAUCUUCAUUGCUCUUGAGCACUCAUCAGAGUCUGCAUAUGAGAAGAUACACUUUGGCAUCCAUGCCUGUUUUCCAGGCUCUGAACUUCCUUCGUUCUACCAGGUCAAAUGCCUCCUUGUGGACCCAACUGGAGUCACAUCUAUCAUCAACCACAUGUGUAUCAACUCAUGCACUGCAUUUGUUGGUCCCUACACCCAUCUUGACACCUGUCCUGAAUGUUUUACCCCAGGAUAUCUGGUGCAACUUCUUAUCACUCCAGCACAAUUCAAACUCACUUGGAACUAUCUAGCCAAAUGGGAAUAUGAAUUCAAGCAGAUACACUACCAAUUGGACAAUGGAGUGCACUAUUGGCAACCUUGGCCAGGAGAUAUGGCAGCCAUCCGACCCUUCUCUAACCUUGCACAGCAAGGCAUUCGUUGGUGCCAGAUCAACACUCUCAUGGCAAUGCUUCCUAACCUAGAUCCCACAAGCAAAGAUGCCAACCUGCAUGCAUCUGAAGACUUGGGUAAUGGCUACCUCCUCUUGCCAAAACAUGAUAAAUGCACAAUCACAGUGUAUGGCUGCGAAGCACAGGCUAUCAUUGGAGGAGAGGACUGCAUUGCAGAGGAUGACAGUGGUGAUGACCUGUAUGGAGACCCCACCCCCCCACAGUGUCGCUUCGUGAAUGUCGCUCUGGUCACAUUAUACUCCCAGCCACACCCAUGUUUACUCAAGGAAUCAUACAGAGUCAUUGUGUCAAGCACAAAACUAGGUGAUAUCAAUCUGCUAGGCACCAUGGAGGAUAGGUAUUUUUUGGUCCAGAAAAUGGGGUUGGAGCUUGCACAUGUUGGGACUGAGAAUGAUGAUGAUGAUGAUGCAUAA